CACUGCAUCCCUUCCAACUCCUACAGUUCCUGCUCUCUCUGAAAUUUCGGUGUUCAUUUUGUGUACGUUCGUGUUUUUCACGUUUCGUUAACCUCUUCCAAAAGCCUUAUUUUUCGAUUUCUAUCAUUUGUUGUUUCACCAACCGUCUAGGAAUCGUAAUUUAAAAUGGGUAAACCUCGUGGUAUUCGUACGGCCCGUAAACACGUAAACCAUCGUCGUGUGCAAAAGUGGGCCGACAAGGACUACAAAAAGGCACAUUUGGGAACAAGAUGGAAGGCCAAUCCUUUCGGAGGAGCUUCCCACGCAAAAGGAAUUGUUUUAGAAAAAGUUGGAGUUGAAGCUAAACAGCCUAACUCUGCUAUUCGUAAGUGUGUCCGUGUACAACUUAUCAAAAAUGGAAAGAAAAUCACAGCUUUUGUACCCAGAGAUGGUUGUUUAAAUUAUAUUGAAGAAAAUGACGAAGUAUUGGUAGCUGGAUUUGGUAGGAAAGGUCACGCUGUUGGAGAUAUUCCUGGGGUUCGUUUCAAGGUAGUCAAAGUAGCGAAUGUUUCAUUACUUGCUUUAUACAAAGAAAAGAAAGAGAGGCCUAGGUCUUAAAAACUUAAUAAUGUGGAUUUUUAUUAUCAUUUAAUAAAUAAAAACAAUUUUUAAAGUGA
Molecule: messenger RNA, 656 nt
Organism: Aphis gossypii (cotton aphid)
Lineage: Eukaryota; Metazoa; Arthropoda; Insecta; Hemiptera; Aphididae
Gene: RpS23
Product: 40S ribosomal protein S23
Exons: 4
Coding region: 166-597 (143 amino acids)
Biological process (GO): translation
Cellular component (GO): ribosome; cytosolic small ribosomal subunit
Molecular function (GO): structural constituent of ribosome
Source: RefSeq, a predicted model, not a curated record